AUGAUCGCAGGGAGCCGGUUUGUGUCUGUGGUGGCGGCCUCUUCAUUGCAAAUCCCCUGUAACUUCAGCACUAAAUCAAAAGCUAACAUCAACAACGCAGGACCGAUCUAUGGUGUGUGGAUCAAAACUGACGCUAAUUUUGGUGCCUCUCCAAACAAUGUGAUCUACAACAGUAGCUUGGCUGUUAAUACCUAUCCAAUGAAUAUUACUGGAAACCUGAAUCAGAUGAACUGCACCACUCUAUUUUCCAAUUUAACCACAAGUUACACAGAUGUGUACUACUUCAGGAUGGAGAACAGUUCAUACAGGGCAACAGCUUCUUGUGAUCCUCUUCAAAUAAAUGUUAGAGAUUCUCUGACCCCCACAAUAGAGAUCUCAGGUGCUACAAAGGAGGCGGAGUCUGUCAAUGUGACCUGCUCAGCUUCCAAUCCCUGUCCACACUUCCCUCCUAACCUCUCCUGGAGUCUCCAAAGGGACUCUCGUGCCAUAACACAGGAAAACACAGAUGGAACCUUGACAACUACACUCCAGGAGACCAUCACUCUGUCAGACACACACGAUAGAAACAACAUCACCUGUACUGCCACAUAUCCUGUGAAUGGAGGCCAAGGUGUAAAGACAGUGGAGACUGCAGUGACUCUCAACGUGUCCUACAUGCCCAAGGACACCUCAGCAUCCAUCAGUCCACCAGGUGUGGUGUCAGCAGGUAGCUGUGUGAACCUGACCUGCCGCAGCAGAGCCAGGCCUCCUGUCAGCCGCUUCACCUGGUUCAAGACCAGCAAAGACGGACCCGUGAACGUGUCUGAAGGAGACGUUUACAGCUUUAAUGCCACAGAAGGGGGAGUUUAUUACUGCAUGGCCACAAAUGAUCUUGGGAGUCAGAAAUCAUCAGAGAUCCAUCUGACUAUAGAAGGGUGUGUACCAUGGAGGGCGGUUGUCGGAGGGAUCAUUGCGAUUGCUGCACUCGUCUGUGUGGUCGUCGCCAUUUGGCAGUUAAAGCUGAGACAUCAGACACAGAGUCCAACGGGCCAAGAUCCGGCUCCUCAAGAACCAGCCAGACCAGCAGAAGAAAACAUCCAUUAUGGGGAGAUCAACUUCUCCAGCCUGAGAGCUGGAGCACGCACCAACUUGGUGCAGGACAGACAGCAGCAGGACACAGUGUAUGCAGAGGUCAAAGUGCCCGGAACAGACACAUGGAUGUCUGACGGUGCAGAGGAUCUCUACGCUCAGGUGAAGGGAAAAGUGAGUUCGUGGACAUCUUUUAUUACUCAAGUUUUCUAUUAUUACAGGGAAAGAUUUCUGUGGUAGUAGAUCCCCCGCCAGAGUUUUUG
This is a messenger RNA of Monopterus albus (swamp eel), 1331 nucleotides long. Its product is annotated as sialic acid-binding Ig-like lectin 13. The record is from RefSeq and is a predicted model, not a curated record. The coding region runs from base 1 to 1308 and encodes 435 amino acids. The transcript has 8 exons. Lineage: Eukaryota; Metazoa; Chordata; Actinopteri; Synbranchiformes; Synbranchidae.